AUGGUACUUAUCCCACCUCAGCACCAAGGCUCUGAAUCGGACAACUCCAACAGCUUUACCGGAUCCGGACCGUCACCAGCUCUGGCAAGCCCCUUGUCGCAAUCUGACGCCGCUCCGAGUACGGUUCAGCAGACGAACACCUCCAUCCCCGGGGUUAUGGCGCCCACACCGGACAGCCUCCCAGGCGGUUCGACAUACGCCAACGUAGCCUCCCUUGAAUAUCGGGUCAGACAGCUUGAGCAGGAACUGGCAAGGCCCCGUGAGCGAAGUGCUCAUAACCACGACCGCGGCCCUCAGUGCGAGGAUGAACUUUGCGAUAGAGUCGAUCGCCAGGACAAGGCCGUGAUCAGCAAAAUUCAAUAUCUGGGGCGAAGUCACUGGUUUAAUGUUGCACACCUUAUGCCCGUUCUCAUAGACUUUCUCAAAGAAGUAGAGACAGACAGGGGCGAUCUCUUUCGCCAGCUUCAGAAGUGCAAGUCUUUGGCAAGAAAGGUCAAGGCCUGCCGGGUCCCAGACUCUGCCACCACUGUCUCUAUUGGGAAGCAGAUGCCCACGAGACAACUAGCAGAUCAGCUCAUAGAAGCCUACUUGAGGAUCUUUGAGACUGUGUACCGCACCAUCCACGUUCCUACGUUCCGCGCCGAGUACGAAAGGUACUGGGCAGACCCCCAGGCAGCUGACGACUCCUUCGUCAUUCUUCUGCAGCUGUGUAUGGCUAUCGGCGCUGCCUUUCAAGACGAUACUCUUGCUGUCAACUCGGAGCUCAGCACUUCUCUGCAAGAAAUGAUGCGACAGCUGUGCAAGUUCCACGAGACGGGCGGAAUCACAUCGUUUCAGCUGAGAUACUCAGAGGUCACCAUGUACCGCUUCUUCUUGACGCUCCACCAGCCCAUCCUCCCCAAGCACUGCAGAAUCCCUUCUAUUAUUUUUCUCGCCACCCCCUCGGACUGGGACUUUUUCCGCCUUUUCCUAUGCGGAAGCGGCCCAUACCGAACCAUCCAGGCACAGCUAAUUCUGACCCUAGCCGUGGAUCUCGCUCAGACCCUAGGGGAAGAGCCCCGAUCGCACUACGGCACCCUUACAUCAGGUAUGACCGAGGUGCGCUCGAUCCUCCAGUCGUGGCACGAGCUGUGCCGGGAACGUCUCAGAGCUGGCGACACAAAUGUCAAGGCGUUAGUAAGCACCGCCUGCAUGCUUGCUCAUAUUGAUGGGGUCGAAGCUCGCUGGUCCAAGCCGGAGAGUGACAAGAUGCUCCACGAGACCGCCAAAAAGGGGGCAGCAGAACGCAUCAAGUUACUGCAGGAUAUGGUUGGAGAGAACAACGACACGAGCGAGGCAGGCCCGCCGUUGGAUAAUACUUGGCAGGCUCUGGAUCUCGACGAUAUUGGAGAUUUUGAUUUUCUAGGGGGCUGGGACUGGGAUGAUGCCGCUGUCGCACGUGGUUUCUAUUUGGAUUUCAACUUUACUGCUACUGGCCUUGGUAACAUUUCGGGCUAG
Molecule: messenger RNA, 1497 nt
Organism: Fusarium falciforme
Lineage: Eukaryota; Fungi; Ascomycota; Sordariomycetes; Hypocreales; Nectriaceae
Product: Zn(2)-C6 fungal-type domain-containing protein
Exons: 4
Coding region: 1-1497 (498 amino acids)
Biological process (GO): regulation of transcription by RNA polymerase II
Cellular component (GO): nucleus
Molecular function (GO): DNA-binding transcription activator activity, RNA polymerase II-specific; RNA polymerase II cis-regulatory region sequence-specific DNA binding
Source: RefSeq, a predicted model, not a curated record